Heterostelium album PN500 is the source of this 1518-nucleotide messenger RNA. Its product is annotated as RCC1 domain-containing protein. NCBI's taxonomy places the organism in Eukaryota, Evosea, Eumycetozoa, Acytosteliales, Acytosteliaceae. Gene Ontology annotation, molecular function: guanyl-nucleotide exchange factor activity. The transcript has 4 exons. Gene Ontology annotation, cellular component: cytoplasm. The record is from RefSeq and is a predicted model, not a curated record. The coding region runs from base 1 to 1518 and encodes 505 amino acids.
AUGUAUAUUACUUUUGUUGUUCAACAGUGUGAAACUAAAAGAUAUAUUUCUUUUUUCAAAAAGUGGUUUGGUCAAGAGGUUGAAGAUGAUCCCACUGUAAAGAUUGAAAGUUUAAGUAAUACUUUGAAAUCUUCUAAAUCAAAGUUAACAACUGGAUUUAGAUGGAGUAAACCACCUCCACCUUUACAAACAGCAUUAAAUAGAAAUGCAAUAAACAAUAACAACAACAACAACAAUAGUAACAAUGAAAAUGUAAAUUUCAAACCAACAGCUGUGUAUUCUAUAGGAAAUAAUAAUCAAGGUCAACUAGGUCUAUCGGAUUGUAAAUCUGAAACAAACUUUACAUUUGUUGAAACACUAUCGAAUCAAUCUGUAAAUUCAUUACAAUCUUCAUUAUUACAUAGCGCUAUAUUAACAAAUGAUUAUGAUAUGUUAACAUGGGGAGCAAACUUUCAUUUUCAAAUCGGUCAUAAAUAUGGAUCCAAUACCAGUAUAUUCCCUAAUUUCAUAGAGAGUUGUCCUUUCUCUGUAAAGAACUCUUUUCCAAAGAACAGUGUUAUUGAUGUUGCCAUUGGUGGAUGGAAUUCAUUUGCUCUGACAAAGGAACCAAAAUCAGGAGCCAAUCAUAUCUAUACUUGGGGUAAUAACAAUCAUGGUCAAAUGGGUAUUGGUAGUAUCUAUAACAUUCAAACACCGUCACUGAUUCAAUCGCUUUCGACAUUCAAUAUUGUGCAGAUAUCGGGUGGUUUCUUUCACACUCAUUUCCUCACGGACAAAGGCAUGGUAUUGUCGUGUGGCCGUUCCACCGAAGGUCAGUUGGCAGUGUCAAACUCCAUGCAAGACAAACUAGUUGUAAUACCUACCAGAGCCGAUCUACUAUCGGAUAUCGAUGUCUCUUUGUUAGCAAGUGGUGCAUUCCACUCUGCUGCUGUCGACAAGAAAGGUGAUGUCUAUCAGUGGGGAGUCGGUGAAUUGAAGAAAGAUCUCAAAGACGAUGUUUACUACACACCAUUCAAUCAGCAUUGCAUGGAAUCACUGGCAGCGAUUGCAACUGAAAAGAUCAACAAAAUCACUAUUCCAGAUGGUGGUCUUGUCAUUCAGGUUGCAGCCGGUGACAACCAAACACUUGCGCUUACCAACGACCAUAAGCUCUACCAAUGGAGUACAACCGAUCAAACUCCAAAGCAAAUCGAUUUCCCAGAGUUUAAAGAUCAUAGAAUUAUAAAGAUAGCGACAAGUACAACUCAUUCCGGUGUAAUACUGGCACCAAAAGAAAAAGUAGUAACAGAUUCCAACGAGGUAGGUGAGGCCGAUACCAAAGCAAAUAACAAACUAUUUGUAUGGCCCAAUCGUUCAUUUAAAUUGGACCGUGAACUCUCAGGAAAUCUCUUUUUCACAGUUACUCAAGAACCUAAACUCUUUACAUUCCCAACCGAUCAUCAAUUAGUUGAUCUAUCGCUUGGUGCUCAUUUUUGUAUUGUUUUAGCUGAGAAAUUGGAAUUGGAUAAUAAAGUAUAG